AACAUCUGUGCGUACGCGAUCGUGAUUGUUGUGAAGAUGGCGGAGGGGGAGACAGAGAAGGAAUAUGAAACACGGAAAGCUGUCGAGGAGCUCCGAGAGCGGUUCCAGGGUUUGACCACAGCUUUGAAAGAGAGCUCGCAGUCUCCGCUGGAAGCCUCCCUGCAUUUCUGCCAGGAGUUUUGCCAGGUCCUUGUGGAACAUGCCGGUCGCUGGAAAACUGAUGAGGAUCCACUGCCCUUGCUGGAGGUUUACACCGUGGCCAUCCUCAGCUUUGCUAAGGCCGCCUCCUGUCUCUCCUCCGAAUGUGAAAACGUGCCACUCCUACUUGAAAAGUUAGCACUGAGCUGUGCGGAGCUGCUGCUCUUACUGCCCCAGCAUGUCCCUGGUGCCUUAUGGGAGGAGUUUCAGUCCUCCAUGAAGUUGGCACACAGCCUUUUGCAAGAAAGUGGAAGCACACAGCUCUGCCUGCUCUCAGUUCUGGCACAACAGGAUGGUGUCUGGUCCAACACCACAUUAAGCAGCAUCUUAUCCAAUCAAAUUCCACAAACUGAGCAAGUCCACGAGUUUCUCGAGUUGGAAGGUCCCACGCUUCUUAACAUGCGAAUAAAACAUCUUAUCAAAGUGGAGAGCGUUGAUAAAGCCGCCGUCCUUGCAAAGAUGUGUGCUGAGUAUCCAGGAUAUGAAGGAAAAGGGAACUUCAAGCAGACAUACUUGCUUUGCAUCUGCAUGACAAAAAGUCAGGAGCAGCUGAUGGAAGAGAUUGCCUCAAUAGACUGUAAAGAUGCUCUUGAAAUGAUCUGCAACUUGGAGUCAGAGGGAGAUGAGAAAGGAGCGUUCUGCUUGUGCACUGCCUUUCUCAAGCGACAGCUUCUCCAAGGAGACGUGUAUUGUGCCUGGGAACUCACACUGUUCUGGAGUAAGCUACUCAUGCGUUUAGAGUCGUCUGCUGAUUCAUUUCUUGGCCGCAGCAAAGAGAUGGCCCUUCUCUGCCGGAGUGUCUGCCACAUUCUGUUUCUCAUUAAAGUGAUCCAAAAUGAGGUUGGAGAAGUGGGGCUUCCAGUGUGUGUAGAAAUGUGCAUUCAAGCUCUGAAAAUGACCUCCAGUGACCAUAAAGACAGCAAAUCUACCAUCUGCAAGACUAUUUCCUGCCUCUUGCCAACUGAUCUAGAAGUUAAGCGUGCGUGCCAGCUGACAGAGUUCCUCCUCCAGCCUACUGUUGACUCGUAUUAUGCUGUGGAGUCACUGUACAAUGAACCUGACCAAAAGCCCGAAGAGGAUGGGAGUCUACCGGUCCCCAAUUCUUUACGUUGUGAGUUACUUCUGGCCUUGAAGACACAGUGGCCUUUUGAUCCAGAAUUCUGGGACUGGAAAACACUGAAACGCAAUUGCUUAGCACUGAUGGGCGAGGAGGCAGCUAUUGUGUCCUCAAUUGACACACUCAAUGACACAGAUGAGCAGGAGGUGGAAAGUGCACUUGGCAAACUCCCUGAAUACAGAGACCUGGAGGAUUUUCUGUUAACCACUACAAAUGAACUCAAUGAAAUAACAGAUGAAAAGGAGAAAAACAGAGAGGCUAAGAAACUUCGGGAGCAGGGUUUUGUGUCUGCUCGGUUCCGAAACUGGCGAGCCUACAUGCAGUAUUGUGUUUUAUGCGACAAGGAGUUCUUAGGUCACAGAAUAGUUCGCCACGCUCAGAAGCAUUUCAAAGAUGGAGUUUAUCUUUGUCCAAUUUGUGCCGAUAGUUUUGAAAGUAGGGAGGUUUUAGAACCACACGUAGCAUCACAUGUAAAGCAAUCUUGCAAAGAGAGACUGGCAGCAAUGAAAGCCGCAAGGAAAGUGGGCAAACCACCUCAGUCCCCUAAAAGUCCGUUAAAAAUCGCCAAGGUUGCAGCCAAGAGUAACAUGAGCCCUGUUAAAAUUGAAUCUCAAAUUGGCAAUCAGUUGGCGGCGCCUGUAAAGACGGAGCAAACCACAUCUGAUACACAGAUAAGUCAAGACUGUUUCUGUCCUGUUAAAAACUGUUCUAAGGCUUUCAAGUUUUUCCGUAACCUCAUGGCUCAUGUCAGAUCUCAUAAGGAUGACGAAGAGGCCAUGAGGUUUUUAGAAAUACAAAAACAGAAAGUGGUGUGCCAGUAUUGCAGAAGGCAGUUCGUUAAUGUCAGACAUCUUAAUGAUCAUUUGCAGAUGCACUGUGGCAGCAAACCGUACAUCUGCAUACAGCUGGAUUGCAAGGCCAAUUUCAACUCCAAUUCUGAGCUUCUCAUGCAUAGAAAAACACACCCAGAAUUCAAGGCCCAGUGCAUGUUCCCAAACUGUGGCAAAGUCUUCAGUGAGGCUUACCUGUUGUAUGAUCAUGAGGCGCAACAUUACCUUACUUACACAUGCCAAAUGGAGAACUGUGGUAAAAUAUUCUACUCACAGUCUCAAUUCGUGUCUCACCAAGAGAAUCAUAGUGCAAAUGAUGCAGCGAAUAGUUUUUCACACGCAAAUCAAAUGCCCCUUGGUCCUGCAAAUGUAGAGCCACCACCCGAUUACGCCCCUAGCAAGGAAGACACAUGCUCUACUGUUGUUUGCUUUGAGAGGAUUAAUACAGACAUUUCUAUGAAAGAAGCAUCAAAUGCAAGCACAUCACCAUGCACAUCACCAGAGGUUGCUAAAGAGCCUGGUGCCCUGAAAGUGAAACACUCAAUUGCAAGCAUCCUGAAUUCAGUGGCAGAUCCUGAAAUAAAGGAACCAGAGAAAUGCUACACUCCACUCACCAACCCCGCUCCAGCUCCAGCUCCAGCUCCAGCUCCAGCUCCAGCUCCAGCUCCAGCUCCAGCUGAUGCCAAUCCACCACAGGAGGCUCCCCAUGGGCACCAUACUGUUGCCGGACAAGGUGAAGUUCCUCCAGUGUAUCCUGCACACAGCGCAACGGAUCCUGUGGCAAGCCAGCAGGCGGAAAGGCAAAAUAUUCUACAAGGCAGCGAAUUUCAGAAGACAAUGCCACAAAUAAUGUCUCCAAGUCAAAUCAAGACAGAAAUGCCUUGUUCGCUGCAGGAAUAUUCAUCCAGCACACCUACUGCAACUGCUGGUAAUGAAGAGAACCUGCAUUGCUGCCCAUAUAAUGACUGUACAAGAGCAUACAGUACAAACAAAAGUCUGUCCAGGCAUGUGAAGAAGCAGCACCCAGAGAUAUUUGAAGAUUGGAAAUUAGCAAAGAAAUACAACAAAGUGACCAAAAUUGCAGCAAAAAAGACGCCCAGUGUACCAGCUACACCGAGUCAGUCUCAGAACCUGGGGAACCGGCUGUCAGAUCAGCCGGGGACACUAUGCAACAAACCUGGGAUGCAGCAAAUGGAUUACCCAACGGGAUGCUCCACCUCACCCGCCCAAUGUUAUCCUGUCUCAAUGGAGCCUGUGCCUAUCACUCCGAUGGUGAAUCCCACAGUGUACCCGUCCUGGGGUAGCCCAAACAAUCCCAGUGGAGUGAUGCAGUCAGACAUGUCUCAGUCAUGGUCGUCACCCUCUAUGAGUAACAGUUAUCCAGAUGCCUUUAACAUGAACGAGUACCCUUCCCGCAGCUAUCCCCAGUGGCAGGCAGACCCUUACCAAACCACAUCGUCUCUCCCUGCUGAUAGAGAUCAUUUAGGGGCGCCUAUACAGGGUCCCACUAUGUCACAUGCUCCUUCAGACUCAAGUUUGAUGUCUCAGUACGUGUCCAGCUCUCUAAUGCUUGACAAUGGAGUACAAAUGCAUAAUGGAGGACAUCAAUAUUCACUCUUGCAUCCUGUGGGUAGUGGAGACAAUGCGGACGAGAGAAAAAACAGUGCAAGUAUGACAGGACAGGAUAAUGGAAACAGUAUGUCAACAAUUGACAGCCUCCCUGAAGGAAGUUACAGCACUCCAUAUGCACAGAGUGAAAACUCUUGUCUUACUCAGUGCUCAUCAGUUGAUAUGCCUAUGAAAUGUCUGAGCCCAGAGGCUCAAGUUCCGUUAAAAGCUGCUGAUGAAAUAAUCAAAACAGAAAUGUCAACUCCUGGUUAUGAACAGAUGGAUAAUUCUGGUGAUGGCAUGCUCAGUCCACAAAGUGUCAUUCCAGCAGAUUUCCAAUAUGAUGAGGACUGUUCUAACGCCGACUGUGAGACCAACCCUGCAGACGAAAAGACUGGCGAAUCUGACACGCAGAAAGGAAAACGCAACAGGCUGAGCAAGCGCACCAAAUGGCCAGCAAUCAUCAAGGAUGGCAAGGUCAUCUGCAGGAGAUGUUUCAGAGAGUUCACAAGUACCAAAUCUCUUGGCGGUCACCUGUCUAAGCGCUCACAGUGCAGACCUUUAAAUGAAAUUGACCUGACGGCAGAUCUGCCAACGUCAUUUCUUGAUUUCCUCAAUGACCCCCAUGUUCCUGACACAAAUGGAUCAUUGUUCAACAUGCCAAAUGGUGAAUUCUCACAGGAAUCCUGUAGCUUGACAACUUGGACUUCGCCUACAGUAUUAAAACAGGAGCCCCAGCAUACAAAUAUAACAGACUAUUCAAAUUCCUUCUCUGUUUCUUCUGAAAACCAGCAAGAGAAGGCAGUAGACAUUGCUAAUCCAUCCCCCACCGUACCUCGUCAGGAGGACCACCUGAUGGAAAUUUCACACGCCUUUCAGAGGCUGGAUUUAAUUGAGGCUGCGCAAGAGAAGAUGCGAAAUGCUUUGUCCUCGCAGCAAAGUGUCAGUCUUUGUGACAUGGAAAAGAGUAAAAUACAAAGUAAAAGCGAUGACAAGCCCCUGGAAAAGAUACCCAAACCUUUCAAGUGUGACCAGGACGAUUGUGAAUACUCAUUCAUGACAAAGGAGGCGUUAUUCAAACACUUGAGUAAAAUGCAUGAUUAUUCUGUCGAGAUGAUAGAAGAGCUUAAAAGAACCCCUUCCAAGCUGUCUCCAUAUCCUUGUCAGAUUUGUCCUAAAACAUUCACAAGAACUACAGGACUGAGAAUUCACUACGAAAAAGUCCAUCGGUUGUCAAAAGCAGAAAUACUGAAGCUAAAGAUUAGUGCUCGAAAUAGACGUGCAUUCAGGCUUAACAAAGAAGUGGCAAUUAGCCGUGUACCCACUGAUGCAAACACCAGUAGCACAACAAGAAGUGCAGAUGUAAUGCCUGUAAUAAAACAAGAACCACUUGACAUUGCAAUUGCACCUCAACCUGACAAUGAGAACAAUCCAGAAGUUCCUGAAAUCACUUCAGGAGAUGUAGUAAAACAGGGUUUGACACCCGAAGUAUUAACUGUUACACGACUACCAUCACCUCAAAACUAUUUGACUGAAAGUCAGUUUGGGGAGGCGACGCCAUCAACUCCCACAAUAGCUCCAGAGUCAACUCUCUUGUCUGUUGUAAACAUGAGUCCAGACAGCGACGUGAAAACCAGCUUGAAAGAGAAACUCAGUCCUGUUGGCAAAGCAAAGGUACCAAAACAGAAAUCAAGCGUGUCCUUGAGUAAAGUAAAAGACCUAAAGUUCUCUACAGAAUCUGUUUCAUCCUCUCCAGAAAAACCCAGCAGCUCCAAAAGCACACCAACAAAGGAGGAGAGGAAAGAGAAACUUCAAAAAAGGUUGAGCCUCAAAAUGUGCGACACAGACAAUGCCUUCAGUCCAUACAGACCAUAUCGCUGUGUUCAUGAAGGAUGCACCGCGGCAUUCACCAUCCAGCAAAAUUUGAUUCUCCAUUACAGGGCCAUGCACCAGGCAUCCCUGCCUCCUAGUAAAGCUGAGACUGAAAAGACAGGCGUUGACAACGGACAAGAGAGCGAACCGAGCAUAGGAAAAGACCAUGAAGUCAGGUGUCAAGUGAAAAACUGUUCAAGGGUGUUCAUGGGAGUCACAAGGUUGGUGCAGCAUUACCUCUUACUUCACAAGUUCACCCGCGACAAAGCCACCGCCAUGAUGGCCAGCAUGACCAUAGAGACUUUCAACUGUGACCGACCAGAGUGUGCUCUCCCAUUCAACUCCGUGGAAAAGUACAUCGAGCACAUUAAGAAUUUCCACAAAGAAAUCGCCAUCUCUGAGAGUGGUUCGGUGGAUCCAACUUUCCGGUGCGAGUUUGAGGGAUGCGACCGUGUGUACACUACAAAGUCAAACCUCCUCCGCCACCUGAUCAAAAAGCAUGAGUAUGUAUAUGAUCCCAAAACAAGUGAUGGAAGAAGGAGUAAAGCUGUAGGGCUCUUUCCAGGACUCAACAAUGGGAAAGAGAACGUAGAAAAUAAGUUCAAAGUGAAAAAGAAAAACACUAAAAAGAAAGAUGGCAAGUCCACAGAACACUGGACUAGUUUUGGAAAACCUACACUAAAAUCUCACGAAGAGGCGUCGGCCAUGUGCACCAGGAAGUUCCCCCUGCAGUACCCAUGCAUGAUCAUAGGCUGCGAUGCGGUGGAACGGGCGGAAAGAAGUAUAUUUAAGCAUUACACCACUCAUGGCCUCACAGAAAGAUACAUUGAGGAUCAGAGGAGUCAAUUUAUUUUCUGCAAAAAGUACUCACGCGCCAGGUUCAAAGAUGCAAACAAAUCGGAGGGCGCUUCAAGUUCAUCUGCAGACGAGACGGAGACGGAAGACGGCGCAAAGUCCAGUGACCAGAAGCUGGAUGAGCUGGUGGAUAGAAUAGGCCAAGAGGACAGCAAACUGUCUAAUGACGAUAGUGCAGAAUCUCAAGCUUCCACUGGGACCGACGGUGGAGUUAAAAGAGGCCGUCCCAGAAAACCUGCACAUCCUACACCAGCUUGUCCAGAGAGGAUGCAGACCCUUAGGAACCGUUUGACUGUUAGCAGUUCAAGAGAGAACUCAAAUCCUGGUACCCCUACAGCCCAAGAUCAACGUGACGAUGGGGUUUUGCCAGGGUCUUUCAAGCCUUUAGGACUUGAAGACUCUUUCCUUAAGUUCUUGGAAACCUCAGAGUCAACCCACUCUUCCAAACGCAAGUUAAACGAUAAAUCUAGUGCUGAACUGCCGUCCAAAAGACAUCAAACUCACAGACAGAAAUCUUCAAUGAAACAUAAAAUCACUGAUGAAUUUAGAGGCUGUGAGAAUCUAGUAGACUUUAGAAAUCCCUUAAAUCUCAAAUCUGUGAGUAAUGUUAAAAUUGUCAUGGAUAAAACAUUUUCAGACGGUGCUGAUCUUUUGCUGAAGCAGCUACAAGAUAUGAAGCCCAUAGUCAUGAUAAAAAAGUGGCUUUAUAGCGGAUCAUAGCCCGAUAUUUUGUUUUUAACUCAAUCUCACUCAGGAUUUGAGAAGUUAUGCUGCAGAAAUGGUUUGUUUGAUAAUGCAUAAGAUUUCCAACAGUCAUGGUCACAGUUAACGAUGAAAUGGCCUAUUUUGUACUUAUGAAAAAAAAAUGUCUCGGAUGAUUUUAAGUAUGUAUGUUAGUUAUAAUAACCAGGUAAUCUAUAGGGCAUAGAUUUUAGAACAUGUUUGUAUUUAUGCUUAGUACUGAAGAUGUUUUUUUUUUUUUUUUUUUUUUGCUAAAUGGAGACUUUUAAAGAAAACUAUGUUUUUAUAUAUCCCUAUGGGAUUUCAAGUUCUGUUUGUAUUUAUUUCAUCCUUUUUCAACACUAGUAGACCUAUCUGUAAUAUUUACAUGUCUUCCACGAAGUGUUCAAUAAAAUGUUACUGGUUCUUUUUUGUAAAA
Molecule: messenger RNA, 7639 nt
Organism: Mugil cephalus (flathead mullet)
Lineage: Eukaryota; Metazoa; Chordata; Actinopteri; Mugiliformes; Mugilidae
Gene: znf292a
Product: zinc finger protein 292a
Exons: 8
Coding region: 37-7200 (2387 amino acids)
Biological process (GO): regulation of transcription by RNA polymerase II
Cellular component (GO): nucleus
Molecular function (GO): DNA-binding transcription factor activity, RNA polymerase II-specific; DNA binding
Source: RefSeq, a predicted model, not a curated record